AUUAAGGUUAUUGCUGGGCUGCAGUUGGCAAAGAAGGAUAUUUUUGGCGCCAGUGACCCGUACGUGCGCAUUGACGUAAACCAGAUCAACGGCGACGCAACCGUCCUGUCCAAGUUCACCAAAACGAAGAAGCGGACGCUCAAUCCGAAAUGGAACGAGGAGUUUAUCCUGCGCGUGAAACCGACCGAACACAAGCUGGUACUGCAGGUGUUCGACGAGAACCGUCUAACGCGGGAUGAUUUUCUUGGCAUGGUCGAGAUAUCGCUCGAACAGUUGCCAAAGGAACGGCCCGGCCUUGAAAUUCCGGUUCAGAAUUACCCACUGCGACCGCGCAGGUCAGUUCGCGCUCGCUCAAACGUACGGGGUGAUCUACAACUCUACCAUGCGUUUAUCGUCGAUCAGUACCCGAACGAGACGGACUGGGAGAUGAUUGAAUCGAAUCCGGUCACCAGCACGACACGUACCUCCACCAGCAAUGGUACCACCAGCGAAUUGCCGCAGGGCUGGGAAGAACGUCAGGAUGCGAAUGGGCGCACUUACUAUGUCAAUCACGUAGCCCGAUCCACCCAGUGGGAAAGACCCACGGCAGUGCCUAUGGAAACAAUUGCGGAAAGCGAUAUGGAUGUAGCAUUCCAGCGUCGCGUGCAUAUUAGUGUAGACGAUAGUGCAACGGGGAGGGAUUCAAACCAUGGUAGCAAUACCAUCAACAACAACGACACCAGCGACGAUCGAUCGUCGACACGAUCGUCGUCAACCUCCAACGAUAACGAUUCCACUGGCAGUAGCCCAUCGGGCGGAGGUGGCAGCUCGACAAUGCUACCGACCGGCUGGUCGAUGCAGCUUGCGCCGAAUGGUCGUGUGUUCUUUAUCGAUCACAACGAGCGCAAAACGUCGUGGGUGGAUCCGCGGACGGGUCGUGCCAGUCCGAUGCCGACUAGUCAGGGUGCUACGGCGCUGAGCGAUGUCCGGCGUCCGGAGGAUGGGCUUGCGCCAUUACCGGAAGGCUGGGAAGAGCGGGUCCACAGCGAUGGUCGGAUUUUCUUUAUCGAUCACAACACCAGGACCACGCAGUGGGAAGAUCCACGACUGUCUAUUCCGACGAUCGCCGGGCAGGCUGUUCCUUACUCGCGCGACUACAAGCGCAAGUACGAGUACCUAAAAACGCAGCUGAGAAAACCGCAAAACGUACCGAACAAGAUUGAAAUUAAAGUGCGCCGAGCGUCCAUCAUGGAGGAUUCCUACCGGAUUAUUAACUCCGUCACGCGGCUGGAUCUGCUGAAGACUAAGCUGUGGAUAGAGUUUGAGGGCGAAGCAGGGCUGGAUUACGGUGGUUUAGCACGCGAAUGGUUCUAUCUGCUUUCGAAGGAAAUGUUUAACCCGUACUAUGGACUGUUCGAGUACUCGGCUAUGGAUAACUACACGCUGCAGAUAAACCCAUACAGUGAGCUCUGUAACGAAGAUCAUUUGCUGUACUUUAGAUUUAUUGGUCGCAUCGCCGGUAUGGCCGUGUAUCACGGUAAGCUGCUCGAUGCGUUCUUUAUCCGGCCAUUCUACAAAAUGAUGCUGCAGAAACCCAUCGAUCUGAAAGACAUGGAGGCGGUUGAUACGGAGUACUAUAACUCGCUCGUCUGGAUCAAGGAAAACGAUCCGAGCGAGCUGAUGUUGACGUUCUGCGUGGACGAGGAAACGUUCGGACAGACGACUCAGCACGAGCUGCUACCGAACGGGGCCGAUAUUGACGUGACCAAUGAGAACAAGGACGAGUACAUUCGGCUCGUCAUACAGUGGAGGUUCGUGUCGCGCGUCCAAGUGCAGAUGCAAGCGUUCUUGGACGGGUUCGGCUCGCUGGUGCCGCUUAACCUGCUAAAAAUCUUCGACGAACAUGAGCUGGAGCUGUUAAUGUGCGGCAUCCAGAAUAUCGAUUUGCGCGAUUGGAAGCGGAACACACUCUACAAGGGUGACUAUUACCCGAAUCAUGUCGUGAUUCAGUGGUUCUGGCGUGCCGUCCUGUCGUUCUCGAAUGAGAUGCGUGCCCGGUUGUUGCAGUUUGUUACCGGCACAUCACGCGUUCCGAUGAACGGUUUCAAAGAGCUAUACGGGUCAAACGGACCGCAGAUGUUUACCAUCGAGAAAUGGGGAACACCAGAGAAUUAUCCGCGGGCACACACCUGUUUCAACCGACUGGACUUGCCACCAUAUGAAAGUUAUAUGCAGCUGAAGGAACGGCUCAUUCAGGCUGUGGAAGGAAGCCAAGGGUUCGCGGGCGUUGACUAG
Molecule: messenger RNA, 2274 nt
Organism: Anopheles marshallii
Lineage: Eukaryota; Metazoa; Arthropoda; Insecta; Diptera; Culicidae
Product: E3 ubiquitin-protein ligase Nedd-4-like
Exons: 11
Coding region: 250-2274 (674 amino acids)
Biological process (GO): regulation of dendrite morphogenesis; ubiquitin-dependent protein catabolic process
Molecular function (GO): ubiquitin protein ligase activity; sodium channel inhibitor activity; protein binding
Source: RefSeq, a predicted model, not a curated record